AAGCGCUCAAUUGGGGGAUCAGGACAACAUCGUGGGCUGAGAGUGCGCAUGCUAUACUGAAAAAGCACGUUUUAACAAGCACGGGAGAUCUGAUGGUUACUAUAGACCUGAUAUUAAACAACGUUAUCAAGAACGCGAAUGAGGCCAUCUUUACUGCCGAGAUGGCAUCUAUCCUCAUCCAGACACGGUGGAGGAACAAUUUCACGUUAUCUGAUGAGGUAAUCGACCGGGUGGCUAAGAGGGCUGUAGAGCUUUUAGAGAAGCAGAUCUUCCUUGCGAAAUUGAGCAUACGCCGCCUCAGUCCUAUUCCUUUAAAUCUCUGUACAGGAACUUUCCGUAUAUCGAUGGGCAUGCCUUGUUGUCAUACCAUCAAGGAGCACCUCCAAGGGAACGCUAACUGGCAGAUCCCUAUCAAUAUGAUUGAUUCACAUUGGCUGUACAGGCGUACUCAGAUGGAUGAUGCGAUAGAGGACCCCUUCCGGGCUAUCCGGGAGCCCGCAGUCGCUAGGAGAUAUGGCAGGCCCCCACCACCACUUCCAGAGCUGCGAAACGUGUUGAUAGUAUCGCCGGCUGGUGUAGUCUCUACGCCUGGAUCGCAGGCACCUCGGGACACAUCAUCGCGGCGCGAACCUGGGGCGUUUGAGGCCGCUGAGCGGGAGGAUGCCGCCCGUGGGCGGGGGCGUGGGCGUGGUGGACGUGGUGCCUGGGUUGGAAUGGGGACUGGAGACGUGCCUGGGGAUACACGGAGGACCUCAGCAGGGGCGAUGUUUAUGACGCUCGAUCUCUGA
Molecule: messenger RNA, 788 nt
Organism: Eremomyces bilateralis CBS 781.70
Lineage: Eukaryota; Fungi; Ascomycota; Dothideomycetes; Eremomycetales; Eremomycetaceae
Exons: 1
Coding region: 93-788 (231 amino acids)
Source: RefSeq, a predicted model, not a curated record